Balaenoptera acutorostrata (minke whale) is the source of this 4258-nucleotide messenger RNA. RefSeq names its product coiled-coil domain containing 92B (gene CCDC92B). The transcript is spliced from 4 exons. The record is from RefSeq and is a predicted model, not a curated record. NCBI's taxonomy places the organism in Eukaryota, Metazoa, Chordata, Mammalia, Artiodactyla, Balaenopteridae. Bases 222 to 989 code for a protein of 255 amino acids.
CCCCCCUCGGCGCCCGGGAGCCCCCCGGAGCCCCGGCCCGACCGCCCCGCAGCCUCGCAGUAGCUGAUGGCGCCACAGCCCGGGCGGGCGCUGCGGAACCCCGGGCGCAGCUAGCGCGGGGAAGAACAGCGCCUCCCCCCACGCAGCCCGGCCCGGACUCGGGGCUCCGCUGGCCCGUCGCUCCCUCAGGUCCCGAAGGUGGGGCCCAGGCCUGGGUUGCCAUGGAUACCGUGUCCCUGGAGCAUCAGAUCCAGAGCGUGCAACGCCACAUCAGCUUCCUGAAAAAAGAACAGAUGGCCCUGCUGCGAGACCUGCACCUGGAAAUCCUGAGGCUGCAGAAACGCUGCUCAGAACUGACCCAUGACCUGGAAAUGAAAGAGGCCCAAUCUCACCAGCAAGAGUUGGCGUCCCGGGAGCUGGAGAGCAAGUGCCGCGAGCUGGAGUCACAGCUGGCGGCGCGGGCGGCGGCCAACGCGGAGCUGCGGCGGGAGGUGGCGCAGCGCGAGGCGCUGGUGUCGGCGCUGCGCUGCAGCCUGCGCGCCGAGGAGCGCCGCUUCCUGGAGGAGCUGCGUCGCCGCAGCCACCGAGCGACCGUGCUGGGCACUGAGCUGCAGAAGCACACCGAGGCGGCCGCCUACCUCUCCUGCCAGCUGCACGCGGCGCGCCAGAAACUGCAGACUCCGCGCCCGGGCCCCGGCGCCGCCGCUGCCGCCGCCGAGCCCCGGAUCCGCCGGCGCGCACAGCGGACCCGCCGCCCGCCCGCAGCCGAGGCCGCCGCCAAGGGCCCCGGCCGGGACUGGGCCGCCUGGGAGCGCUCGGCCGGCGACGACGCCGAUGCCAUGCCAGACCCCGCGCUCUUCCUCUACGCCCGGAGGCCCCUGCGGCCCUGUGGCCGCAGCCCGCGCCAGCCGCCUCCCCAGGAGCCCCCUGACCAAGCCGCCCCGCCGGCCGCGCACAGCUCGCCCAGUGCGCCGGCGGACCCGGAGUAAGCGCGGGGCCGGCUGGGCGGGGCGGGGCGGGGAGCGGGGGAAGGCGGGCCCGGGGCCCGACUAGGGACGCUGCUCGGGCCGCGCGGGCGGGUCCCAGGGGCUAUGGCAGCCGGUCCCUCGCCCAGGGAGCGGGCGGAGGCGGCCCCUGCUCCCCUGCCCCUCCCAGCCGCCCCCGCCUUUUGUAUUGCCCUACAACGCCGAAGCUUUGAGCUCUCCCCUCCCGCCGGGGACCUCCUCCGCGGCGCCCAGCGAAUGCAUCCUUUUUCUAGAAGACUCACAGUACCGAUCUUUAUCUGGUCCCCACCCUGCCACUGGGAGGGGAAGGGGCGGGUGCCACGCCCUGCCCCGGGAAAGCUGACAAUCAUUUGGCGGGAGGGGGAAGCCUGGGCGGCCUACGGAAAGGAACCAGAGUGGCCCUUAGCAUCCUUAUGCCUUCCAGCUCCCCGCUGCGGCCUCCUCCAGCCCCCCACGGCUGCCCUUCCCGCCGAGCCUUCCUCCAAGGGGAGGUUCGGGCUGGGGUCUGGAGGCUGGACCUUUACCUUGGAAGCCGCUUCUCCUACCCCCUACCCUGCUGAUAGGUCCUUACAGGUGAGCACGGAACACUUUAGAAGUCGCCUCCUCCAGAGCCUCUGGUGGGGAAAGUGUGGACUUACUGAAGUUUGAACUUCUGGAAAUUAGUACCCAUAGACCCUUAGAGAAGAUUACAGAAUGGGUUUGGUGGCAGAUCCUGGUCUAGAGCUGUCUCCAGCUCAGUUCUUCCCCAGGAUGCCGACCUAGGUAUUUAGACUCUGGGGACACGCCAGAGUCGGGCUGCCCCAUCAGGCUUAUGGAAGGGUUAGAAAGUGCUUUCAGGAGGUAGCUGGGAACCUGAAGGCUGCCCUGGGAGUUUUCCUAGUCCUGUUUAUUGGUGCUAAUUUUGCCCAGCUUCCUAAUUAGCUGGCUGCACCCAGAGGCAGGAAGAAGGGCCCGGCUUCUUGGAAGUGGCAGUUGUUGAUGGAGGUUUGGGUUUGCUGGGGGUAGGGGUGGGAGGGAAUGGACAGGUUAGGCCCCAGCCUGGCCCUCUCCAGGAAUGCCCCCAAUCCUAUCAGACCUGACAGUGGUGGGGUGCUCAGUGCUCUCUCUCUAGGUUGGGGAGUGGCAAAAGGAAAGAAUACUGCCCACCUCCUAACGCAUUUCUCCCCAUCUCCCCGUCGCGACCAAAGGCAGGAAGUGAAGCUCCAGUCCAGUUCAUUGCCCCCACGCAGUCCGGCCUAGAAAGAAAGACAAAUCCCUAGAACCCUGUCCUCUCAUGCCAUCCCUCCUCUGUUGGUCCCGCAUCAAGUCCUAAGUGCCUGUGAGGUCUUCCAGGGGCUGCCAAGGGAGGACAUGGGGCAGGGAGAGUCCUUUAUCUCACUCACAAGCACCCCAUCCUGGCAGGUCCUGACCCUGGCUGGGGCUGAGCCUUCUGUUUGUCACCCAGGGGUCUGGGGGGUCUCUAGGGUGAUGAACCCUUUUUCUGUCAUGGCCCCAUGAAGAAGAGGGGGAAAGAACCCCAUUUAUACCCUCUUUCACUGUAUAUGUUAGAGGGAGCAGGACACCAGUGAGCUCACAAACAUGCAGCCCCCUCCCAGCUCAGGACUGCUGAGACCACUGAGCAAUAACCAGGCCUGGUCUAGGUGUCCGCCACUGGGACACCCUUGGAACGGACAGUGCUGUCCAGUCUAAUGGGCCACAGUAGUGGCCUAGGGUCCUUGCUCUGCCUGCUCCCACCUCUCCCCUCCCCAGUCUCUGUGGUUGUGCCUCUACCCUCUGUCUCCCCUCAAGUGUGGGUGACUCACCGUACCCCUCGACCCGUUGCCUUCCCUUUCAGAACAGCUCUGAGUGAGGAGGGCUCUCUCUGCUCUUGGCUGCUCUCAUGUGACGGGGCCCAGAGGAUCCUGGGCAGCAGGGAAAGGGGGUCUUUCUGGAGGCACCCUCAUCUUCCACAAUCAAACUUUUGGGGUGAACUGGGUGACUUUGUUACAUCAGUUCUUCUACAGAGAUGGUGAAGUACUUUAUCCACCCACCCACCCACUAAAAGCCAUAGCUACGCCCACCUGGCCUCCCCCAGCUCUAUAGCAAUAGCCCUCUUCCUCCUUCCCUCCUGUGUACCCAAGCUGUCUGGCUGGGGGCCCCAAAACACCCCUACCCCACGGAUCCUCCCGUGGCCUGCCUGCCUCUCCCCAAGUGACCCCAUCAGCACCUCCCACCUCCUGUCGCUCUUCCAGCAAUCAGAGAUAAUGACACUUAAUUGUGAGGUACUUGGAGAUACCCCAGAUGAAGGUCCAGCGUGCUGGGGCGGCUGACUCGCUGACUCCCAGCUGAGGUGUCGGGGUGCCUGGGAAAGGAAAUAAGGCAAGCACCCCUCCCACAUCCACUCAGCAAGCUGGGGCAGGGGCCAAGGCAAAUACAGGGUUCCAAUUUUAACAGAAAUUCCCCUUCCCUCUCCCCCUCCUGGAAAUAAUGGACAGAGGCUUCCUUCCUCUCUCCUGCACCUGGGUUUGGAACAGAACCCUCAGGGCAGCAGAAUAAGACUGGGAGUCAGUGGCCUGCCCUUGGCCUCAGUGGUCAGAAACUCCUCAGCCUUGUCCUCAGCUUCUGGCCCUCCCCUUCUCCUAGCCUGGGGGACCCGCCCUGCCAAAGGAAAGACCCCCUCCCUCGAGCCCCGAAAAAAUUUGGGUGGCUAGAAGGGAAGGGAUUGUUUCCUUCCCUCCCCUGCCCUCACCUCUCCCUUCUUCUCUGCCGCAUGAGUCCCCACUGCAGGAGGAAGGUGUUGACGUAGACACUCAGGGGCCCUAGCUGGAGCCAGGAGCUGCAGGGGGGGGACCCCUCCCCGUUCCGGAAGCCAGUCAGGGACCCGUGGGCAAUACAGCAUGAGGCUGUGUACCCCUGCCCCCCAAUAUCCCACCCACAGUAGCCUGCAGUUUGGGGGACCAGGUGAGGGCUGAAAUGGUGUAGCCCUUCCCCAAACAAGCAGCAGAAUAGAGGUCUCCCUGGUGGAGAGGAAGGAGGCCGAGAGGGUGUAGAGCAGCAUCUCCUCAUCACGGAGAGCCAGGGAUCUCUCAGCACCCUCUCGCUGAGGUGCCAGCCUUGAGUGGGGGACGUGCGAGGCUGCAGAACCACCUGGCAGGAGCCCCAUGGGCACGGCAGAGGGAUCCUGCUCCAAGUUCUCUGUUGGCUGCGCUUUUUAAUCCAAUGCUUUUCAGAGUGUGUUCACUCACCCACAGAAAUAGAACCCUGUGCUUUAGGGG